CCCCUGGUGGUGGGUCUGGCCCUGGCGGGGAGGAGCCAAGCCCAGCCCCGCCUGCUCUCCUUGUAGGUGCUGAGGAUCCUGGAGAAGCGCGGGCCCCGGAUGGCCCCGGGGGCUGCUGACGACCUGAGUGCCGUGCGCAACAACACCUACCAGAUGGUGACCCUGCUGGCGGAGGAGCGCCCGCGUGCCGAGAUGGCCAUGGGGCCCAUCUUGGAGUUUGCGGUGUCGGAGAACGUGCUGGAGCACCUGCUGGGGUGGCACCUGCAGCGGGACGUCCCCGAGGAGCGCAAGGUGGAGCUGCUGAAGCUGUUCGAGAUGCUGAUCAGCCAGUCGCAUCAGCCGCUGCUGCGCCACAAGGCCGUGCUGGCGCCUCUGCGGCGGCUGCUGGGCCUGUGUGCCGAGCCGGCCUCGCCCCUCCUGGAGAACAACCUGGUGCUGCUGCUGAACCAGCUGUGCGUCUCCGUGGCCCGGGACCCCCCGCUGCUGGAGCUCUUCUUCCACAGCCCCACGGAGCAGGCCCCGCCCAACCUGCUCCUGUUCUCCCUGCUCAUCCCCUUCAUCCACCACGAGGGGGUCGUGGGCCAGCAGGCGCGUGACGCGCUGCUCCUCCUCAUGGCGAUGUCAGCCGGCAGCCACACCGUCGCGCGGUACAUCACAGAGCACUCCUACUUCUGCCCGGUCCUGGCCACGGGGCUGAGCGCCCUCUACUCCUCCCUGCCCCGCAAACUGGAAGUCCGAGGGGACGACUGGCAUUUCUUGCGCCGCGAGGACUGGAUCGGGGUCCCUUCGCUCGUCCUCUUCAUGAACUCGCUGGAGUUCUGCAACGCAGUCAUCCAGGUGGCCCACCCCCUGGUCCAGAAGCAGCUGGUGGAUUACAUCCAUAACGGGUUCCUGGUGCCAGUUAUGGGCCCGGCUUUGCACAAGACGUCCAUCGAGGAAAUGAUCGCCAGCACGGCCUACUUGGACCUCUUCCUGCGCAGCGUCAGCGAGACGGCCCUGCUGAAGACCUUCUUGCGUUUCCUGCUGCUCCACCGCCACGACAGCAGCACCAUCCUCGACACGCUGGUGGCGCGGAUCGCCAGCAAUUCCCGGCUCUGCAUGGUCUCCCUCAGCCUCUUCCGGACUUUGAUCGGCCUCCACUGCGAGGACGUCUUGCUGCAGCUGGUGCUGAGGUACCUGAUCCCCUGCAGCCACGUCAUGCUGAGCCAGAAGCGGGCAGUCAAGGAGUUGGACCUGUACGGCAAGGCCGCUGCCAAAUUCCUCUCGCUGAUCCCCCGCUGCUGCUGCCCGGAGAGCCUGCCCGCGCCUGAGCGGGAGGAGGAACGUGCCACCUGGUCCAAAGGCCAGGGCAGCCCCAGCGUGGACUCCUCCUCCGUGGUGACCCUCCCCAGGCCCUCCACGCCGUCUCGCAUCUCCUUCUUCACCCGCCAGUCCAGUGUCAGCACUGAGGCCCCGAGUCCCACGCCCCGGUCUCCAGGGACGCCCACUGGGAGCCCCGGUCACCGUCCUGGGAGAUGGGAGGAGGUCUCGGAAUUGGAAGGGAACUACCUGGAAUACCUGAGGGAUGCGCGGCUCAACAUCGACCACUGCGUCUGGGCCUGCCGCGUCUGGUCGGCCCCCUACGAUGGGGAGGAGCCUGGUGCCGGCAGCUUAGCUCCGCCUCCGGACGCCGCCUCGGCAGCCAACGCGUCCGUCCACCCCAGGGCUGGCCCGCUGGACCCUGCGCCCGCCUCCCCCCGGACUAAAAGGCGGGGGCAAAGCCUAGAAGAGGCCCCUGUCAGCCUGCCGCCCAGCACUCCCCCACCUCCGGACACCAAAGACAAGAGCGCGCUGCUUAACGGGGCCCACGUGGACACGGGCUUCAAGAAGGUCCGCUGGUGCCCCCAGGAGAGCCCGUUGGAGAACGGCUCGGUCCCGGCCCCCGGCCCUUGGGAGAGCACGCCCUGCCUGGACUUGCUUGCGGACGAGGUGCUGAGCCAGGCCCCCCUGGAGAACGGAGGGCCGUUAGCGGUUGAGAAGUUCCACCUGGAGCUGUGCCAGCUGGAAGACGAGAUGGCGAAUGGGGGCCAAGCCGAGGAAGCCGCUGUGUCAGGCCCCCCCGCCCAGCCCGACCCACUCUCCCACGAGGAAGAGGAGGCCUACUGCCACUUUUCCUCCUACCCCGAGGGCACCGCAGCAGCCCAGCCAGCUGACCCCCUGGCCCAGAUCAUCAGCAGCCCUCCCCGGACCUCGGGGCAGCCUCCCAGCCAGCCGUUCACCGGCCCCUUCCUGGGCAUCCUCUUGGCCAAGCUGGAGAACAUGCUGCAGAAUUCCCUCUACGUGAACUUCCUGCUCACGGGGCUCCUCGCUCAGCUGGCCUGCUACCCACAGCCCCUCCUGCGCUCCUUCCUGCUCAACACCAACAUGGUCUUCCAGCCCAGCGUCAAAUCCCUCCUCCAGGUCCUGGGCUCCGUGAAGAACAAAAUCGAGGGCUUUGCAGCCAGCCAGGAGGACUUCCCAUCUCUGCUGUUCAAGGCCAAGAGGUUCCUGAUUGCGCGUGGCAAGCCGGACUGCUCCGACGCCCCGAACAGCGUGCCCUCCCUGCGCCGCUCCGAGGCCCUUGAGCCGGAAGCCGACCAUCGGGGAGCUGAUCAUGCGUCACACCAACAGCCCGACGCGGGCGCGCCAGGCCGCCCAGCUGGCCCUCCAGCACGUGCGCGAGGGCCAGGUGCUGCAGGCCCUGUCGGGGGGCGCCCUCUUCCGCAGCUCCGCAGAGAAGCAGGGCGAGGCCCUGCGGGUGAAGAACGCCGUCUACUGCGCGGUCAUCUUCAGCGAGUUCCUCAAGGAGUUGGCUGCCAUUGCCCAGGCUCACGCCGUCACCUCGCCCUUCCUGCUGGAGCCCCCGGUGGAGUGACAGUCUGGGGUGCCCUCGCCCUGGCAUCUCACCGCCCCGGCUUCGCCUGCCGGGCCCGCUGGGGCGGGGUGCGGUGCCCUGCAGGGAGGCCCCCCUUUUUAAAGCUCCUUACCAGGACAUGGACCUUUUUAAUUUAUUGGGAAUGAAUGUUUUUUUCUGGAGAACUUGUUUGU
This is a messenger RNA of Python bivittatus (Burmese python), 3066 nucleotides long. NCBI's taxonomy places the organism in Eukaryota, Metazoa, Chordata, Lepidosauria, Squamata, Pythonidae. The record is from RefSeq and is a predicted model, not a curated record.